GUUUAGCAUCCACGGAAAAAAUGUAAAACAUUAACCAUCUCGCAGAGAAUAUUAAAUGCAUAAGUGCGUGCAACCUCGCCAACCUCGUCCAGUGUCCAGCGAGUAAGUGUUAGAAAGUGAAAACCCAUUGCAAAUAACCCAUUGGCAUCCACAUGACUCCCAGUGAUGAGCAAUAGUGAUGGUGAAACGACACUUUUCGCGUCUCGGUGUGCCACUGUGGUGCGUUCUGGUGGCGUUGGUGACAUAUCUACAGCGAUACCACCAGCUGCCAGGCUUCGUUAUCGCUGGCGAUACAAACGAGCAAUGGAUGAACAGUAGCAGCAGCAACAGCAGCAGCAGUGGGGGCAGUGAUAUGGACAGCGGCCAGUCCUUCGCCACUCAAACGGAGCCUGCGCACGAAAGCACAACCCAGCACAACAGCUUUAUCGAAAUCUCUCCAAAGUGUAAAUCGACCAGCAUUACGAUCGUCGAGCGUGGUCCAAACGGGGAGCUGGCUAUUGAAUGGUUAGGAGAGCCGGACUGGACUGUGAAGCAUUUCUACAACAUAACCUGGGUUGACCAGACGGUGGGUCGAACGGUUAGCAAGAGUGGUGGCAUCUACAAGCUGACCACUUUCGCGUUACCCACGCGGAAUCAGUGUGAGAUCGUUGAGUUAUCUGUAUGCCGUGGCGAUUGGAGAAGAUCACAGCCAUGUGUUUGUGGUGUUUGGGUGCCUCAAGUCGAUGCCCUCAGUGCCGUGACCGUUCUUAAAGUGCUCGAUGGUGGAUACGUGAUUUCUUGGCAGGCGAGUAAGUGUGUGAAGCAGUAUCAGCUACGCCCCGGGGACCUCACGUUCCGGUCAACAAAUCCUGUGGCAGUCGAGGUGUUGAAUGUUCGCGAUUGCCAGUGGAAUCGAUUUGUGGUAGAAACAGUUAUGCAAAAUGGUGCAAUCGGGCAGCAGGAAGUACAAUUCUAUGGUUAUCCUCAGGCAGCGGAUACGCAGCGAGCACUCUGUGGUAUCAGUAAGAUCCGAAACGUAUCGGAACGGUGGAACCUGUCUACACUAGAACUGUCGAAGGUUGAGUUCAGUCUCACCCAGCUCGAACACUACAUGACAUCGUGCGUCACACCAACCACGGCCGAUUAUCUGGACGUUUGUGGUCUUCAGGCAGUACAACGGAGCAAUCAAGUCCGGAAAGCAGAUGCCUUACCUCACGUUAUCCCUCCGUACUGUACUCAAAACUAUGCCCAGCCUGGCGAUGUUACCGUGAAACCUGGCACCAUCGGAGAGGUGCGUGAUCUACGGGCAAACACGAACCUAGACCGAACGGUCAUCCUUAGCUGGAGACCACCGCGGGAAGAGCGGGUGUGCGUGAAGGAGUACAUCAUUACCUGGGCCUCCGAGAGUGAGAUUGUCGAUGCCGAACAGACAACGUACACGGUGACAAACCUGGAACCCUGCACAACCUACAACUUUACCGUCAGCGCAAUCGAUCAUAACAAUGCGAAGGGUACACCCAGCUCUAUUGAGGCUCGCGUGCGUGAAAUUGAGCAGCUAUCGGAGGUGGUGGAGCUAGAGCUGUACGAAGUGGAACCCCGGUCACUGUCGGCCAAGUGGAAACCACCGCUCAAUGGGACAAACUGUGUCCAGUCGUAUCGAGUGGCCGCUUGGUAUAAUUCCCCCGAGGAUGCUUCCGUGGUGCUGGUGUUUUCGAACACGACCACCGAUCAGCACGUUACGUUUGGGGAGGCAAUCGCCUGCAUGACCUACAUGGUACAGGUCAUACCGAUCUCGUUCCAGAAUAAGGAUGGCCGGAAUGAGAUCGCUCCGCUGAAGACGAAAGAGCGAACGAUCCUGCCGUACCAUGUGGAACCGAUUCGAGCGAUCGGUGUACGGGCGCGCAGCCUCGAGUUGUCCACGAAGCUGCAGAGUGAUAACAACAACAACUGUCUGCUGGUCAGUGUGCGGUUCAAUUGUACUAUUGUACCAGAAGCCGAAGAUUCCGCUCCCGAGUUACCGGUGAUUAAGGAGUUUGCAAUACCGAGUGGCAACGUGAGCUUUGAAGGUGUUGUCGAACCGCUCGUUCCAUACACCGUCUACCAGUGUAAUGCACAAAUACUGAACAUCGCUGGCUGGUCGGAUCCUACGCCGUCUUAUGAAAUACAAACGGCAGAAGAUGUUCCCGAAAGUCCCCGCCGGGUGCAGCUAAUCGCGGGGAGUGGCUUUAUCGAGAUCACCUGGAUGGCGCCAGCGAUCAAGAAUGGCGUCGUAGUACGCUACCGGAUCCACAUUCGUAUGAUCGGUCCCGAGUAUCCGAUGCCGAAGCUGUGCGAUCAGCUAGAGCAGUACAACGAAACGGUUGAUCUGAGGGAUGAAAUCGAUCCGGAUGAAACGCACCGGAGUUGGGAUGGUGCCGAGUUCCAGUACACCAUAACGCAGCUUGCACCAUACACGCUCUACACCGUGCAGGUAGCGGCGGCCACCGGUGCAGGAGUCGGUGCGUAUUCGGAGCCAUCCGAGAUCAUCACACUUCCGGAUGUACCGAGCGAAGCGCGGAACUUUCGAAUCGAACAGAUUCGAGGCCCUGAACUGGAUCAAGCGUACAGUUCUUCGGUUGAGUUUUCUUGGGAGAUACCGUGCCGAUUGAACGGGAAGCUAAGACGAUUCGAGGGCACACUGGAUGGUGUCCGCGAGACGAGCAACUCGGUGCCACAUGUGCUGCGGUGGGUUGUGGAGGUUGGUGAGGAGGAUGAUCUGUUGGAACCGUUCCGGUACAUCGAGACACGGUUGAAACCGGAGUACAUGUACACCGUCGCCAUGAAUGUAACGGUCGCUGAGGUACCGGAACCGAGCCCAGAUGCUCUGCUUACCUUCGAGUCUCCGGCGGGGAUUCCAACGAUCGAUCAAACCGACGAGUGGUUCAAGGUGGACGUGUUCGAUGCCCCAAACCCAACCAACACCGCACGGAUCGUGCUCGGUAACAUUACCCUCAAGUCAGACAUCGGAAGCAUCCGCUACAUGGCCCUGCUGGUGUCGGAACGCUUUUGCCAGAGUGAUCCGGAACCGCGGACCGAUUUCAUCAACAGCGAAGGGACAACGCAGUGGCCCGAGGUACCCGAUUGGCACCGGGUUAACAAUAUGCGCUGUACGGAGCAGUACCAAACGACACCCAAGUUCUGGAAUCCGCUGCUCCAUCUUUCGCGUGCCAAUGCGAACCCGGUUGAGUUUGUGGUCGGUGAGGAGCGGUGCGAUAAUGGGAAGGAGUACUGCAAUGGACCGUUGAAACCGGGCACAGAGUACGCGCUCGUGGUGAGGAUAUUUUCGCGUACCGGGUUCACCGAUUCGGAGCUACAGUUCUUUCGGACCGAUUCCCUCAUCAUGGUGGGGCUGAUUAUUAGCUCCAUUGUUGCUUGUUGUUUGUUGGCGUUCAUCAGUGGCCUGGUGAUACUGUGGCGUCGACAAAGAUUGUUGUUACCGGCUCAGCUUGCCGGUCGGACACCGAGUGAGGAACCGUCGGACAUUCCGCUGAAAAACUUCCCCAACCAGUACGAUGAGCUGUUCCAGUCGAACCGGGAGAAAGUCUCGAAAGAAUUCCAAACGAUCAACUACUUUUCCGACACGGAGCUGCAGGAGACGGUCAGUUAUCACAGUGCGAGGGAGAAUGAGCGCAAGAACCGGUACGUGAACAUUCUACCGUACGACUCCAACCGUGUACUGCUGGACAGUAACGAGGAGGAGGAUGAGUACGAUGGCCGCAGUGGCACAAACGACUACAUUAACGCCUCGUUCAUCGAGGGUUACAAGUACCAGCGGGAGUACAUUGCGACGCAGGGACCGAAGCUGGAAACGUGCGCUGACUUUUGGCGCAUGGUGAUCCAGUACGAGAUCGAAGCGAUCGUCAUGCUAACGCAGCCGAUUGAUCACGAGAAGAACAAAUGCUGUCAGUACUAUCCGCGGUAUCAGCAGAAGAUCCGCUUAAACGAUAUACGGGUGGAGUGUAAACAAGAGUUGAAGCUGCUGUUCUACCACAAACGUCUCUUCGAAGUUACUCAGGGUAACCUCACGAAGCUGGUCUUCCAUUAUCACUUCCUCGAGUGGCCAGACCACAGCUGUCCGGCCAGUCCGACGGAUUUGGUAAAGUUUACGAAAAUCAUACGGGCGGAGCGGAAAAGCUACGCCAUCCCGCUCGUCGUGCACUGUAGUGCCGGUGUCGGAAGGACUGGGACCUUUAUCGCACUCGACAUCAUCCUUCAGCGGAUGCAGCACGAGAAAAAGAUCAACGUGUACGAUACGGUGAAACAGUUACGGCGGCAACGUGUCAAGAUGGUGCAGACGCUCGAUCAGUACACGUUCCUUUAUCAAUGCUGCCUGGAGCAGGUGUCGAAAAGUAAUCGUAAAAAGCCAAAGUCGAGCUUCAUCGAAAUCGUAGACCGCGAAAGUCAGGGAAAGCAUGCUAGCCCACUUGCUACCGUGAUCGAGGUGGAACAGCCCGGAGUUGCGGUCAGCAGCAGCAAUGGUGGUAAGCCACUGUUUAAUAUCAAGUUCCCGAAAUCCUUUAACGCCGGGCUGGAGAAGGUGACCAGCUUUGCACCGAGUGAUAUGGCAGGGAGUGGAACGUGACGUGCCGUUCGCACAGGUCGCACAGGAAAACUAAUUUAUCUUGUUACCAAAUAGGAAUAGGGGAUUGAUGUUUGAUGUAAUGUUGCUUAGUGUUAAUACAUAGUGAUCUUGUUUCUGCACAGCAA
Anopheles aquasalis is the source of this 4725-nucleotide messenger RNA. RefSeq names its product Protein tyrosine phosphatase 52F (gene Ptp52F). NCBI's taxonomy places the organism in Eukaryota, Metazoa, Arthropoda, Insecta, Diptera, Culicidae. The record is from RefSeq and is a predicted model, not a curated record. Gene Ontology annotation, molecular function: protein binding; protein tyrosine phosphatase activity. Gene Ontology annotation, biological process: protein dephosphorylation.